Messenger RNA from Lolium perenne, 3108 nucleotides. RefSeq lists its product as uncharacterized. The record is from RefSeq and is a predicted model, not a curated record. Gene Ontology annotation, molecular function: trehalose-phosphatase activity. NCBI's taxonomy places the organism in Eukaryota, Viridiplantae, Streptophyta, Magnoliopsida, Poales, Poaceae. Gene Ontology annotation, biological process: trehalose biosynthetic process.
GUUGUUUGCCUGACGUGCCAAAGCCACCACAAGCCAGCCGUUCCCCACCCAAAAGCCCCAAUGCCCUACCUCCCCCCUCAGCCGCCCUGAGGGUGUUCGACGAAAUGUGCCGCCCCAACACCGUUUCUUGGACCACGCUCAUCACCGCAUCCAUGGAGCGCAGCGCAGCAGGGAAGCCGGCUCUCCAAUUUGGCUACUGUAGUGGAGGACGCAGUGUGGAAAACGGCAGACCAGGAGGGGGAUUUCCAGGGUUUGUGGCUACUGCGGAAUGUCAAAUGUGUGGAGAGAUUGCAGAGGCGGGAAGUUAUUCCACGUGGUGCUGGUGAAUCUGAUGCGGUUGAAGAGAGAAGAGAUGCAGUUCGACCGUUGGAGGAUACGCUUCUUUGCAAUGCAGUCUCAGCCAGGGUGCACAGAUGUGCGUCGAUCCAUAUGUGUGCCCUGUGAGGGAGCAGAUCUGGAAGAGGGACACAAUUUGUUUUGAUUGCAAUGAUCUUGAGGCUCCUCAGUCGUCAUGACUGUCCAUGUGAAGAUCGUGUUGUACUUAUCGGCCAAAUGGAGCUCUGGUCGCACUAAGCAACAAUGGCACUAAGUCCAUGAGAGGUAACUAAAGGAUGGGAGGACGCCUCUUGGCCAUGUCAGACAGAGCUAAAGACAUAGCUUGAUGGCUCGAUAGCUCAAUUUAGAGUUGCAGAUUUCAGACAUGAAGACAAUGCCUAUUGUCAAUGUGGUUACUUUGCUGCUCCUGUCGGCCACAGUUGCAGAAUCCUCAGGCACAGUUGCAGGAACCUUGGGCACGAGCCUUUGGUAUUCUUAUUGCUCUCCUGGUAACUACACGGCAAACAGCAGCUAUGAGCAAAGUUUGAAGUAUCUGUUUUCUGGUCUGCCUCAGAAGGUUUCCAGUUCAUCGACGCUGUUUGCCAGGGAUACGGUCAACUCUGAUACAGAGGUGAUCUAUGCGGUGGCACAUUGCCGAGGUGAUGCGAACGCUUCUGCUUGCAAUAGAUGUGUCACUGAGGCAUUACAUGAAGCAGACGUUUUUUGCGCUUUCAAGAAAGCUGCAGCAUUAUAUGCUGACCUGUGCACUGUUCGGUUCUCCAACGAGACGCUCAGUUGGAGAUCAGAUGUGGAGAACUUCAGGGACAGAAUGGCAAUUAAGGUUGACAGUUCUGACAUCACAGACUUGGAGAUGGGUGUGAAUGCACUAUACACAGCUGUGACUAGAAUGGCAAACUCCUCACACAGCUUUGUUAGCGCAUCGGAAAAGAUAUACGCUUAUGGCACCAGCUACGAGGCUUACGCCCUAGUGCAGUGUGUAGGAGAGAUGACACAUGCCGAAUGUGGUAGAUGUCUUGAUCACUUGAGGGUUAGCUGCAGUCUAGCUGGACAAAUGGUUCAUAGGAAAGCUACGACCUGGUGUAGCUACAGAUUUGAGCUUUACAACUUCUUCACUGGGAGUCCUAUGGUGAGACUUCCCCCAUUCACCUACAGAGCACACACAGGGCACAGGAUGAAAAAGAAGAAACUUUUGAUUCUAGUCGCUAUAGGGGUUGGUGUGCUAAUUCUCAUCCUAGCCCUCAUCACCUUUUUCUUUUUCUGGAGGAAGCAGCAGAAGAGAAAUGGUCGAGCUAAGCAGGACAGAGCAUCUGAGGAGGACCUUCUUUCAGCCGGGGAUACACAGGACGGAGCACCCGGAGCACCUGAGGAGAACAUUCUUUCUGCCAAGGAUAUAGUUAAAUGCCCUUCAGCAAUUGUGUGUUUCAGUGAAAUCACAAAAAUUGCACGGGGAAAGAAGAUUUUAAUCUUUCUGGAUUACGAUGGCACUAUUUCACCUAUAAAUGAUAUUCCUGCCGAAGCAACCAUUCCCUCUGACAUACGAGAAGCCGUUCAAAAGGCCGCAGAGCUCUUCCCGACUUCCAUCGUCAGCGGAAGGCGCAUUGAGAAGCUAAAGAAUUUUGUAAAGCUCGACAAUGUGCACUAUGCAGGGAGUCACGGGCAGGAAAUCGUGAUGAGCGGUGAACCUGUACCGUCCUACGCGCCUGUAGGGAUCCAUGAACAGAGGGUAACUGCGGCAACUCACUAUCUAGAAGAUGGCAGCAGCAAAAUUGAGGGCGCGAUAGUGGAGAACAACAAGUACGCUGUUUCGCUGCAUUUCCGAAAUGUUGACCAAAAGGACUGGACAUUGGUCGAGAAACUUGUUGAAGAUGCAAAGGCUGCUUUCGAGGGGCUCGAAAUGACCCGCGGUCAUAUGGUCUUAGAGCUCCGUGCACAGACCGGAUUGAACAAGGGAACUGCAGUUAAGUAUUUAAUCAACCACAUACUCGGCAAACUUGGUCUUGAUAGGUCAGAAGUCCUACCCAUGUAUUUUGGAGAUGAUGUCACAGAUGAAGAUGCUUUUGAGGUCCUCCGUGAGAAAAAACUUGGGUUCGGAGUUCUCAUCUCAGAAGAACCAAGGGAAAGUAAAGCACUAUACUCACUGAAGAACCCGUUAGAGGUGAAGCGGUUUUUGAAUGAGUUGGUGGAAUGGAGGAUGAGUCUUGAAGAUUUGAGUUCCACUGCUGAGAACGACGACGAGAUUGUUGAAACCAGCAGCAGAUCCUCCAGGUUGCCAAGAUGAUGAUGCCGGUGCUGUAGGUGGUGCUCAAUUGAGGAGCAGCAGCGUUGAUGGAUUGAUGCUUGAUUAAUUCAGGUCCAGUGAACUUUAGGACAAGAACAACUAAUAAGAAGAGUGCCUGGCAAAUCUGCCACAUGACACGUAAUAAGAGCCAGAAGAAGACUGUGUUUGUAAUCAGGAAGAAAAAAGGCUUUCCUGUGUAGCACGUCUCUUGUGUUUACUCUGUCAUGUAAUAAGAGCCAGAAGAAGACUGUUUCUUUUGGCAGUUGCUUAUCCAGAUCCAUCCGGAGUAUCUUCAUGUCCCCGUGGAACUUUUGUAUGCAUUGGUUUGAAUGGUCCAUGACUUGAUUCCAAACAUAAGCACAAAGAUAGGAUCUAGGAUGUCCGAAGGCCUCCCUACAUUUUAUAUCGGUUUGGUUUAGACAACCUACCAAGCUCUGUUGAUUCAACAUAAUGCUUACAGGGAUAUAGAUAGAAUUAGGAAGACCAAAAAUUCA